AUGCCUACACAUACACAGUCCCAGGCAGCCAUGGAUAAUGGACAUGUUACGGGUGGUGGCUUGGAUCAGUCUAGUGUGUUCAGUAUGGUUCCACUUUCAGUUUGCAGUGAACCCUGUCCUUCAGGAUAUAGGAAAUCCUCUCGUCCAGGAGAGCCAAUCUGCUGCUUUGACUGUGUGCCCUGUUCUAUGGGAGAAAUCACAAACUAUACAGCUCAUGUGGAUGAUUGCAUGAAGUGCCCUGAAUACCUCUGGUCUGAUAGCAAGAGAGAGAAAUGUAUUCCCAAAUUUACGGACUUCCUCUCAUUUGAAGAUUCAUUGGGUUCAUCAUUAGCUGGCCUGUCUCUUGUUGGUUCCUUUGUUACGGUAUCUGUUCUUUGCAUCUUCAUAAGUUUCAAGGAUACUCCAAUAGUUAAAGCCAACAACAGGGAGCUCAGCUAUGUUCUGCUUAUUUCACUUACCCUGUGCUUUCUCUGUUCAUUGAUAUUCAUUGGACAUCCCAUGAAAAUUACCUGCCUUCUCCGACAACCAGCCUUUGGUGUUGUAUUUUCUGUUUGUAUUUCAUCUGUUCUGGCCAAAACUGUCAUUGUUAUUAUUGCCUUUAAAGCUACUAAGCCAUCCAGCAAUCUAAAGAUGUGGGUGGGGUCAAGGAAGGCACCCAGCUCCAUUGUUAUUUCCAGUUCCAUGCUACAAAUUAUUAUAUGUAUAAUCUGGUUAUCUUCUGCUACCCCUUUCCCUCAGAACAAUAUGAACUCUGUACCUGGGAAAAUAAUAAUUGAGUGUAAUGAAGGUUCUGUUAUGUUCUGUUGCAUGCUGGGAUAUCUAGGACUCUUAGCUGGUAUCUGCUUUGUUGUUGCAUUUCUUGCAAGGAAUUUACCUGAUAGGUUUAAUGAAGCUAAAUACAUUACAUUUAGCAUGAUUGUGUUUAUUAGUGUCUGGUUGUCCUUUAUCCCAGCAUACUUGAGCACCAAAGGAAAAAACAUUGUUGCUGUGGAGAUUUUUGCCAUCCUGGCUUCUACUACAGGACUGAUUAUUUGUAUAUUUAUCCCAAAAUGUUACAUUAUUCUGCUUAGACCUGACAUGAAUACAAGAGAAAUGGUAACUGGAAAAUAA
This is a messenger RNA of Protopterus annectens (West African lungfish), 1110 nucleotides long. Its product is annotated as vomeronasal type-2 receptor 26-like. The transcript is spliced from 4 exons. Gene Ontology annotation, biological process: G protein-coupled receptor signaling pathway. NCBI's taxonomy places the organism in Eukaryota, Metazoa, Chordata, Ceratodontiformes, Protopteridae. The record is from RefSeq and is a predicted model, not a curated record. Gene Ontology annotation, molecular function: G protein-coupled receptor activity. The coding region runs from base 1 to 1110 and encodes 369 amino acids. Gene Ontology annotation, cellular component: membrane.